Molecule: messenger RNA, 1011 nt
Organism: Aspergillus fischeri NRRL 181
Lineage: Eukaryota; Fungi; Ascomycota; Eurotiomycetes; Eurotiales; Aspergillaceae
Product: casein kinase II subunit alpha/alpha'
Exons: 4
Coding region: 1-1011 (336 amino acids)
Biological process (GO): regulation of transcription by RNA polymerase I; DNA damage response; regulation of transcription by RNA polymerase III
Cellular component (GO): protein kinase CK2 complex; nucleus; cytosol
Molecular function (GO): ATP binding; protein serine/threonine kinase activity
Source: RefSeq, a predicted model, not a curated record
AUGGCGCGCGUCUAUGCCGAUGUUAACGAGCAUAUGCCUCGGUCCUAUUGGGACUAUGAUAGUGUGAACAUAUCCUGGGGGGUUUUGGAGAACUAUGAAGUGGUCCGCAAGAUUGGCCGGGGAAAGUACUCCGAAGUGUUCGAGGGCAUCAAUGUCGUCAACUACCAGAAGUGUGUCAUCAAGGUCCUCAAACCGGUCAAGAAGAAGAAGAUCAAGCGUGAGAUCAAAAUUCUCCAGAAUCUGGCGGGUGGUCCGAACGUGGUAGCCCUGUUGGAUGUGGUUCGUGACAGUCAGAGCAAGACGCCGAGUUUGGUUUUCGAAUACGUCAACAACACCGACUUCCGGACCCUGUACCCUCGUUUCACCGACUACGAUGUGCGCUUUUAUGUGUAUGAGCUUCUGAAGGCUCUGGAUUUCUGCCACAGCAAAGGCAUCAUGCAUCGGGAUGUCAAGCCCCACAACGUCAUGAUUGACCAUGAGAAGCGCAAGCUACGGCUCAUCGAUUGGGGUCUUGCCGAGUUCUACCACAAAGGCACUGAAUAUAACGUCCGAGUCGCCUCACGCUACUUCAAGGGCCCUGAGCUGCUUGUUGAUUUCCAGGAAUACGAUUACUCCCUGGACAUGUGGUCCCUGGGCGCGAUGUUUGCCUCCAUGAUCUUCCGCAAGGAGCCCUUUUUCCACGGCCAGAGCAACUCAGAUCAACUGGUGAAGAUCGCCAAGGUACUGGGAACCGAGGAGCUUUUUGAGUACUUGGAUAAGUACGACAUCGAGCUCGACCCUCAGUAUGAUGAAAUACUCUCUCGCUACCCGAGAAAGCCCUGGCACUCUUUCAUAAAUGCCGACAACCAACGCUUCAUCAGCGAUGAAGCGAUCGAUUUCCUUGACAAACUCCUUCGAUAUGAUCAUGCUGAACGGCUUACAGCCCAGGAGGCCAUGGCUCAUCCCUACUUCGCCCCGGUUCGCGCAGCGGAGUCGCAAGCCGCUCGGAACAAUGCGACGUCCCAAUCGUGA